AAUAACAGUGUUAAAUGGCACAGAGGAGUGUGUUGCCGUGUACAGCUGUGUGUCGUCAGCAGGGGAGAGGGAGUGAGGGAGUGAAGGAGCUGAGCUAGUCAGUCACUCACCACUCGGCAGGUUCUGGGCUGUGCAGUCUUGCGAGCUUCUUGUUGCUGCAGUCGUAGUGCAGUUUUCAACACACUCUGCAGUUGAAUAAACUGUGCACUAAACGCACGUAAAGAGGAUACGCUGAAUGCGUGUAAAUUGAAAGUAUUCGCCAAGAACAAGCCCAGCCUAAACUGCUACGGUCAGCAAAAUCUACCGUCCCCCCUUUUGAAACGGAUUGGAGUAAACUGAAAUUGAGAACUGUGUGCUGCAGCAGGAACCACAUACACACAUCGGCGGGAAUGGCUUUAUCUCCGUGCGGCAGCAAUAGCUUUGAUUCCGGGCUAGAGAUCAAAACUCGCUCGGUGGAACAGACCCUCAUCCCGCUGGUUUCCCAGAUCACGACCCUGAUCAACCACAAAGACAAGCCAAGGAAGUCAGAGAAGACCCUGCGAGCCAUCCAGAGGGUGGGCCAGGCUGUGAACAUGGCUGUCGGGAGGUUUGUCACCGUCGGGGAGGCCAUUGCAAUCGAGAACCAAGAACUGAAGGAGGAAAUGAGCUUCGCCUGCUACGAGGCCAGACGAGCAGGAGACACCAUUGCACACCUCACAGACGUGGUCAGCUUAGAGCAGCCUGAAUCUGACGGCCGGGCGACAAUCUUCAGUGACAAAGCUGGCAUGGUGAAGGCUGCCAGGAUGCUCCUGUCCUCUGUUACGAAAGUUCUGGUGCUGGCUGACAGAAUAGUUAUUAAGCAGAUCAUCGCUUCCAGAAAUAAGGUUUUGACAACCUUGGAGCAGCUGGAGAAGGUGAGCAGCUUUCAGGAGUUUGUGCAGAUCUUCAGUCAGUUUGGGAACGAGAUGGUGGAGUUCGCUCAUCUGACGGGAGACCGACAGAAUGAUCUCAAGGAUGAAAAGAAGAAAGCUCGUAUGGCAGCAGCCAGGGCAGUCCUUGAGAAAUGCACCAUGAUGCUUCUCACAGCUUCCAAGACGUGCCUGAGACACCCGGACUGUGACUCGGCGAGGAUCAAUAAGGACGGAGUGUUCCAGCGAAUGAGGCUGGCCCUGGAGCAGGUGAUCGAGAUAGUGACUGAAGCCAGGCCCAGUGGAGAAGGGGACAUCCUGCCGGUCAGCAUCUACAUGGGAAUCCGAGAGUAUAAGAACCAGCUGGAAGGCCUGCGAGAGGGCCUUUGCCUGCUGUCCAAGGAAAGCCUGACAGCCCUGUUGGAGGUGAUCCUGGAGCACACAGAGGACUUCACAGACUCGGCCUACACCAGCCACGAGCACAGAGAGCGCAUCCUGGGACUGUCCCGGCAAGCCCGGCUGGAGCUCGAGCAGCUCAUCGCUGUCUGGAUGCAAGCCCAAAAUCCAAAAGCCGCAGAAGCAACUGAAGAAAUGGAGCUGGCCAUUCUUAAAACAUGUCAGUGUAUGAAUGAACUAAAGAAAGAGCUCCACAAUGCAGCAGCAGAGCUGACUGCAGACCUGUUGAAAUACCAUGCAGACCACAUUGUGCUGAAAGCCCUGAAGGUGUCUGGUGGGGAGGGCAGCCUAGAGGCACUGGCUAAGUACACCUGCGAGCUCUCUGAGCAGAAGGAGCAGCUUGUUGAGACCUGCCGACUGCUACGACACAUUUCAGGAACCGAGCCCCUGGAGAUAACCUGCAUCCAUGCAGAAGACACCUUUCAAGUGAUUGGACCACAGAUCAUUUCUGCUGCACAGACACUGGCCCUGCACCCUUCAAGCAAAAUCGCGAAAGAGAACCUGGAUGUUUUUUGUGAAGCUUGGGAGUCGCAGCUGAACGACAUGUCCAUUCUGCUGAGGGAAAUCAUUGAUUUGUUUGAAGGCCGACGAGGAGAGAAGAGAACCUACCUUUCAUUGCCUAGACCAGGGAAGCUCUCAGCUAAUCUGAAGACAAUAAAACCAGUCAAACUUGACUCAGAGGAGCAGACAGCUAUAGCUAAAGUGGGUCUGGAGUUACGGCUGCUGACGUCCGACCUGGACUCUGAGAGUGAGAAGUGGGAGGACCAGGAGCAUGAGAUUGCCCGGCAGGGGCAGGGCAUGUCCAGCAUGGCAUACUCCAUGUACCUAUUCACCAGAGGGGAGGGCCUCCUGAAGACAACCCAGGAUUUGUUUCACCAAGCAGAGGUGUUUGCCGAAGAGGGCUUCAAAUUAUUUUCUUCACUCCAGGCUUUCUCAGCUCAGCUGGGAGAUGAUGAGAAAGCCAUCUUUACAGCAGAGACAGAGAAGCUGGAAGCCUUGUGUCAGCAACUGCAGAUAACAGCUAGAAUGCCUGUGCAAGGCAAAAAUUCGACUUUCCUCAAGGUGGAUUCAUCUAUUCAGAAUACCAAAAGUAUCUUGACAGUAGUUGUCUAUAUUCUUCCUCUUUGCAAUAAACUAAUCAAAAAGUACAAGUGUGAGCAGAGCAGCUUGGGAUCCCCCCAGAGCUGGAGAGAGACUCCACUCCAGACCCCGGUUCAUGAAGACGGUCUCAGUGGAAAGAAUGGCAAUGGCUUUGGAGUGAAAUCUCUGGAGCACCACAUGGCAAACCUCACCUUCCUGGAGAGCAAGUAGCAGCACACCUGCAUAGGACAGAAGGACCCUCCUUUCUGUUGUGACGUGUACUGGAAUCCUUAACAAGAGCAUCCCUGACACCACCCCAGUCACAUGGAUAAACAGAUCACCUUGAACUGGCAGUGCUAUCCUUUUAAUCAGUAUUGCUGUGUGUUAUCUCUAAUGGGUCAGCGGUUCCCAAACUUCAUGCUUUUUUGGUUCAAUUACUUAGUAUCUCAUAUAGUUACACAUACCUUAUACUACUUGUACAAAAUAGUGUUUAAAAUUAUUAAUUUUUAAAGAGUAUUUGCAAAGCGCAGUGCAACUAAUUGUUGUUAGUAACUGACUAUAAUGGGUAUUUGGUUGGGGAGAAGGGGCUUUAAAAGGAUUAAGUAAGGCUAAUAGCAACAUAUAUUGCCCCAUAUUUUGUUAUAAACGAUUACCUUUGCUACUGUAAAUUGCUGGAAGUUGGUAAUACAGGCCCAUAGACCUCUGUGCAGAAUAACAAGCCAUUUACAUUUCUGAUAAUAUAACUUAUUUGCAGCUUGCUUUAACUUGUAUUACUGUGUACUGUUAGCUGCUUUUGUUUGUUUGUUUAACAAAACAUAUAGCGUAUUCACUGAGCUGGCUGAUUUACAAAAUUGUUAAUUCACUUUAGAUUCUAAAUUCAGUGGCAUCUAAUUUUAUAGAGACAGUACAAUAAAGAGCCAGGCGACGCCCCCACUGAAGGUCUUUGUUUGGGAACUGCUGUAAAACAUUGUAUGGUACUUGAAGUAAUCACAUUGAAACCAGUGGAGUUUAAAUGAUGUUUUGAUACAAUCUACAAACUGCUAUUUUGCGCUUAAAUGUUUAAUCUGACAAAUACCUGGGUGAAAGUCUUAACAAAACUACAGAUCCAAAGAAGCUGCUAUAGACUGGCUGUAUAAGCACAGAAACUGGAGAUGUCAGACAUAUUGUAUGUAGUGAACCACUGCUGUUUUAAGAAAGAAGAAAAAGACAAUUCUCUCUGUAAUCUAAAACAUAUAUGAGCACUGAACUAUUAAUCCUUUUAUUGUUGAAUAACUUGUAUACAAAAAUCAAAAACACACCUUUAAGACUUUCUUAUGUAGGUCUGACCCUGUAUUGUGAAGUACUGUAUAUAGAAGAGAGAUUAAAUGCUAUUCUGAUUUUAUUCUUGGAACUAGGUCAAGCAACUAUUUUCUAAUUAAAAUAAACCCCUACAUCUCACCACCUAAGGAAAAUUAUAUUGUCAACUUUUAAUACCAUAGGGUUGUUUGCAACCUUGUGAUGACAUCUAUAAAUACUGUGUAUUUCUGUUGUGCUGAGAAUUUCAAAAUGAUAAAUAACAGAGGAACGUCACAUAUCCGACCAUCACAUAACCGCCCUGAUCAAUUAACCGCCUCGCUAAAUAAAUAAAUAUUAAAAGUAGGCUACUUGAAUUAAGCAAAGCGAGCUUCAUAAACACAAUGCUUACCGGCCGUUUGUUUAAAAUAGCCGAAGCAGUAUUCAAACCGAGCUGCUUAUCAGCUGUUGGCAAUAUCAAGAGUGCAAAGUACCGUGAUAGAUGUUAAGAAAGCAGAACCAGGGAGGCAGGGACUUCUAGAGUUAAUAAAGAAGACAUUAGGUGCAGGUUAAUGUACAUUUACUGUUUUUUUUUUUUUUUUUUUUUUUUUUAAAGCUUUUCAUGGAGAUGGCUUACAGCAAACCACCUAGCAACACUGUAUUUGUAGCCUAAUUAAUCUCGUUUACGCUUGCUUACUUUUAAAGAAAAAAUGUCCCCAUGUUUAAAGCAGUUUGCAUGUUUUUGUUCACUAACCUAUUAAUGGAUGCGUAAAUGCUUCUAUAGAUGUUCGCAAAACUGACUUUUUCACAUAUCCGCCUAUACCCCAGUCCACAGGGGGUCGGAUAUGCGACGUUGUACUGUAUAAGCCCUGAAAAUGACAGCCAAAUAAUGAGAGGGUUAAUGAUCUCCUACCCAAGCCAAAGGAGCUUUAGCUUACUGAUCAUGAAAACAUCACUGGGGCUGCUGAUUUGGUACUAUGUGACUGGGUAGAAUAUGAAAAGCAUGGAUAAACUACUGAACGCGAUGGUAGCGUAGAGGACUUAUAUUUAUUUUUCCUGUAAAGACAGAUUUUUUUUUUUUACAUUUCUCUAACAAUUAACCUGUAAAAUUAUAUUUUUCAAAUAAAACUCUUAAUUCAUUAAUCCUCAAA
Molecule: messenger RNA, 4846 nt
Organism: Acipenser ruthenus (sterlet)
Lineage: Eukaryota; Metazoa; Chordata; Actinopteri; Acipenseriformes; Acipenseridae
Product: alpha-catulin
Exons: 19
Coding region: 390-2654 (754 amino acids)
Biological process (GO): cell adhesion; Rho protein signal transduction
Molecular function (GO): actin filament binding; cadherin binding
Source: RefSeq, a predicted model, not a curated record